Messenger RNA from Phodopus roborovskii (desert hamster), 651 nucleotides. RefSeq lists its product as uncharacterized. The coding region runs from base 1 to 651 and encodes 216 amino acids. Lineage: Eukaryota; Metazoa; Chordata; Mammalia; Rodentia; Cricetidae. The transcript has 4 exons. The record is from RefSeq and is a predicted model, not a curated record.
AUGGCGGGUUCCCAGCUGCUGCCUCUGGUGCUCACCCUUCUGCUGCUAGUGAGACCCCGCGACUUCUCUGUCGUUCUUAUAUUCUCAGGUGUUGCUUUUACAGUAUUCUGGGAAAGCAUAGUAGUAGUGGAUGCCACCUCCAGUCCAGACACAACCCCUUCCCCCAUCUCCCCAAGUCCAGACACAACCCUUAUCUUCACCACCUCAGCUCUGGAAGUAAGCCCUCCAGUGACCCCUAUUCCCAUCUCCCCAAGUCUGGAAGCGACCCCCACUUCAGACUCCAGCUCCACAGGAACAAACCCAGGCUCAGCCUCCCCAGAGCCAGAAACAGCCUCAUCCCCCAGGUCUGGCUCCCCAGAUCCAGAGCUGACUACUGUGUCCCAGUCCACGAACUCGGUUUCACAAGCCUCACCCACUGUGUCCAGCCCUGGUCAGGAUGCAGGCAGCCUAUGGAUCCCCACAUCACACAGGAACUCGGGCGUGGUGAUCGUUGUGUGUCUGCUUGUGUCUGUCUUGCUCAUUGGCUCUGUGUUCACUGCCCUGAGACACUGUAAUCGAGAUAGGCCAGCUUUUCAUAGUUUGGAUACAGUAUCCAUGGGCAGUGUGAGCCAGCGGCUGCCAUUUGCUGACUGCCUACAGACACCUGCCUAG